This is a messenger RNA of Erigeron canadensis, 1729 nucleotides long. RefSeq names its product cytochrome P450 89A2-like. NCBI's taxonomy places the organism in Eukaryota, Viridiplantae, Streptophyta, Magnoliopsida, Asterales, Asteraceae. Bases 61 to 1602 code for a protein of 513 amino acids. Gene Ontology annotation, cellular component: membrane. The record is from RefSeq and is a predicted model, not a curated record. Gene Ontology annotation, molecular function: oxidoreductase activity, acting on paired donors, with incorporation or reduction of molecular oxygen, NAD(P)H as one donor, and incorporation of one atom of oxygen; heme binding; iron ion binding. The transcript has a single exon.
AUAGAUACAGAUAUAUAUCGUGCCACCACUCACUUUUCUUUUAAUCAUUCAAUCACCACCAUGGAAACAUGGUUCAUCAUCAUCUUAUCUUUUUGCAUAGCAGCGAUAAUCAAACCACUUUUUUUCACCAAGAGCCAUAGCAAGAAGAAGCUACCACCAGGUCCAUCUUUACUUUCCUCAAACUUUAUUCUUUUAACUAACUCACUUUCAGCACUUGAACCAAUUCUAAAAAAAUUUAAAGCCAAGUAUGGCCCACUAAUCACUCUUUCCAUUGGUUCUCGCCCUUCUAUAUUUGUGAGCGAGCAUGAACUCGCCCACCAAAUACUUAUCCAGAAAGGGGCGGUCUUUUCUGACCGCCCCAGGACUUUUGCAGUCCGUAAUAUAUCGUCUUCCUCUUAUGGCCCAACAUGGAGGCUCCUUAGACGCAACCUUGCGUCUGAGGUCCUUCACCCUUCACGUGUGAAGUCGUAUACAUGGGCUCGAAAGUGGGUGCUUCAUAUCUUGAUUAAUAGGUUAAGAAAACAUGAACAUGAGGAAGCUGGUGGGGUUAAGGUAAUCGAACAUUUUACGUAUGGAAUGUUUUGUUUGUUGGUUUUUAUGUGUUUUGGUGAAAAGUUUGAUGAGACUAGGAUUAAUGAGAUUGCGAGUGCACAACGUAGAUUUUUGUUGUUGAUUGGGUCGGGCCGGUUUAAUAUACUAGGUGUGUUUCCUAGGUUAGGGAAGAUUUUGUUUAGGAAUAGAUGGAAGGAGUUAUUGCAAAUGAGGAAUAAUCAAGAACAGACAUUGCUUCCACUCAUUAAAGCACGAAUUGAGUCGGUUAAACCUGAAUCGCGAGAAGAGAGUAUUGUGGCGUAUGUUGAUACACUUGUGAAUUUGCAGCUUCCUGAAGGAGAAGGUAGUAAUGAAAACAACGGAAAGUUGACAGAUAAAGAGAUGGUUAGUAUGUGUAGUGAGUUUCUUAAUGCUGGGACGGAUACUACUUCUACUGCGUUACAAUGGAUUAUGGCGAAUCUUGUUAAGCAUCCCGAGAUACAAAGCAAGUUGUAUGAGGAAAUUGUUGGAGUUGUUGGACCGCCACCAAGGGGAGAGGAAGAAUCGGUUAUAAAUGAAGAGGAUUUACAAAAAAUGCCUUAUUUGAAAGCGGUGAUUUUGGAAGGGUUAAGGAGACACCCACCGGGCCAUUUUGUGCUGCCUCAUAGGGUCAUGAAGGAGGUGGAGGUUCAAGGAUAUGUGUUUCCACAAGGUGCGACUAUAAAUUUCAUGGUGGCUGAGAUGGGGUUAGAUUCAAAGGUCUGGGAUGAUCCUAUGGAGUUUAAGCCAGAGAGGUUUUUGGCGAAUGAGGGUAGUAAUGGUGUGUUUGAUAUAAGCGGAAGUAAAGGGAUUAAAAUGAUGCCUUUUGGUGCUGGAAGAAGGAUAUGUCCUGGCUCGGAUUUGGCCCUGCUUCAUUUGGAGUAUUUUGUUGCUAACUUGAUUUGGUAUUUCGAAUGGAGUGCUCCUGAUGGGUCUAAUGUUGAUCUUUCUGAGAAGGUUGAGUUCACGAUUGUCAUGAAGAAUCCUCUGCAGGCGAAAAUCUCUUCAAGGUCCGAAAAGUUAACCAUUUGAGUUCAUACAUAUAUAAGUAGGUCUACAAUGUAAAUAAAUAGCUUGCUUGAAUAUGCAUGUUUGAACUAGUUUGUGUUUCAAUUAGUGUUUGUUUUUAUUUUUUUAUAAAUAAGGUAUAACUAAUGUA